UUCUUUUUUUUCCAGUGUCUCCAACCCUGCAAAGACUCCUGGGAAAUGAAGGAGAAAUCCAACUGCAGACAGAUGUGUGAGCCUCUGUUUCCCAGAAGGCCUUGGGAGUGUGUGACCAGCUGUGAGUUCCUCCAGUCAGUGCUGUCAGUCAAACAGGGGGCGUGUCCUCUGCCGGACCGUGCCGCAGGCUUCGAGGCCGCCUGCGUCGACAGCUGCGACCGCGACCGUGAAUGCCCCGCCCACAGGAAGUGCUGCUCCAAUGGCUGUGGACACACCUGCCAGACCCCCAAGGACCUCUAUAGAGGUUGCCCUCUGAAGCCCAGGAAGGACCUGGUCUUUCAUGAGUCCUCCUCCGGGUCGUUGGACGUCCGUUGGUCGUCUCGUUUCAACGUCUCCUCUGAACCGGUGGUCUACGUCCUCCAGAGGAGGUGGAACUACGGGGUCCAGCCCAGUGAGGACAGCGCCUCCCCCUGGGAGGAGGUGGGCCAGACAUCAGAACCCAGAUCGCGACUUUCCGACAUCCGACCGGGUCGCUGGUACCAGUUCCGAGUGGCGGCCGUCAACACCCACGGAACCAAAGGUUUCACCACGCCCAGCCGACACAUCCACUCAGCAGAGGUUAGCAUCGCAAUAUCGCAUUUAUACGACCCGUCCAGUCCUCCGGCUCCCUCUGACCUCAGGGUGGUCAACAUGACCUUUGGCCCCGGUCGGACCGUGUCCACCCUGGUCCGCUGGACCGUCCCCCAGGACCUGGACGUCCCUGUCCACCACUAUAAGGUCAGCUGGAGCUGGACGGAGGCGGGGCAGAGGACGGAGGCGGGGCAGAGGACAGUGUCGUCUUUGACCAAGAGGAGGAAGAUGGUCCGAACGAACCAGGUGGUUCUGGACAGUCUGAGGUCAAACCGGACCUACAGGGUGGAGGUCCAGGCCAUGUCUUACUGGGCCCAGAACCACCUCAAAGGCCCGCGGGCCCUGCUCCACUUCAGCACCCAGACCAGCAGGACUGCUUUGGCUCCGCCUCCGUUUGGGGACGUCCUGGACGUGGGGACGCCAUUUUACCAGGACGACCAACUGAGGGUCCACGUCUACUGGAGGAAGAGUCCAGACCCGUCAGUGGACUUGUACCGGAUCCAGUGGGAACCUGAGUUCUGUGGACAGAACCGGACCCGGUCCAUGCAGAAGACCACGUCUCGGGGGGGCGUGGCCAAGCUGAAGGGCCUCCUGUUCUCCUGUAAAUACAACGUUCUCCUGCAGCCAAUCAGCUCCAAGACCCGCCCCCCGGCAGAACGGACCAGCUUCUACACCCCGUCAUGUUCUGCGAUCCAGGCCAAGAGUCCAGAACCCAUCAGCUGUGGACCCAGAACAGUGGUUCCUCAGAAGGUUCCUCUGAAGGCGUCCAACCUGACGGCUUCGUUCCAGCUCAGCGGCACCAACGUGACGGCCAUCUUCAGCUGGGAGGUGACCAUGGCCACGCCCACCCGCCAGGUGACCACAGCCAUGCCCCCCCGCCUGGUGACCGGCCUGCAGGUGACCUGGGCCGAGGUGAUGCCCACCGGACGAUAUGGAACCAACAAACUACAGCACAGCCUGGUGUCACAGACCAGGAUCCUGCCCCCGAAUGCCGCUGUGCUGGUGGUGUCGGGGCUCCACCCAGCCGGACUCUACCGACUGGAGGUCCAGGUCCUGAUGGGGGACGGAGAGGGUCUGACCAGCAGCCGGACCUUCCAGACACCCGGGUACCAAAGCAGCCCCAAGACCAAACCCAGACUGAGGAACCCUCACCACAAACAGCCGCUCAUCGAACGACACUGAACCCCGACGGCCAAUCACAUCGCACCCUGACUGCCAAUCAGAUCG
Molecule: messenger RNA, 1857 nt
Organism: Sphaeramia orbicularis (orbiculate cardinalfish)
Lineage: Eukaryota; Metazoa; Chordata; Actinopteri; Kurtiformes; Apogonidae
Product: anosmin-1-like
Exons: 12
Biological process (GO): neuron differentiation
Cellular component (GO): cell surface; extracellular region
Molecular function (GO): protein binding; peptidase inhibitor activity
Source: RefSeq, a predicted model, not a curated record